Drosophila willistoni is the source of this 1690-nucleotide messenger RNA. RefSeq names its product G-patch domain and KOW motifs-containing protein. Bases 93 to 1655 code for a protein of 520 amino acids. The record is from RefSeq and is a predicted model, not a curated record. Lineage: Eukaryota; Metazoa; Arthropoda; Insecta; Diptera; Drosophilidae. Gene Ontology annotation, cellular component: spliceosomal complex. Gene Ontology annotation, biological process: mRNA splicing, via spliceosome. The transcript has 2 exons.
AUCGGACUAAGAAACAGCUGUUGCUGCUUUGUUUAUAAACGUUUUUGAGCGGCAUUUUAGUAAUAAUUUGCCUUUAUUCAGUAUCCAAUACAAUGGAGGCCAAGAAAAUCUCAUUUGGUUUUAGCAAAGUAACAAAGAAAUCAAAUAUUCUGCCAGUCAAGACCUCAAUUGCCGCUGCCAAGGAAGAGGCGAAAAAGGUAGAGUUGAUUGAAUGCCUGGAGGGCAAGGAAAUCAAAUUGGUCGAUGGCGGUAAACCGGAGGAGGCUCCGCUGGUCAUACAGAUGGUAACCAAUCAAAAAACAUCUACAGCUCUAGCAAGUCUAUUGAAAAGGCGAGCUGUGUUACUUGGGGAAGAUGAAAAGCCAGAUGAUUCGGAGCCACAAACCAUUACAGAGGUCACAGUUAACGACAGCGAUAAUCUGGAAGAGCGUGCGGCACGCGAAUUGCUAGCAUCCGUCCAGGCGAAUAACAGUGAAGGUCUUGAGGAGAAUAAACUUGUCUUGCCGGCCGUGAAAGCAGAUGAAUUGCCUUUGGAUGGUGCUAAGGAAGCAACAUUAGAUGAUUAUGAUUCUAUUCCGAUUCAGCAAUUUGGCCUGGCGAUGCUACGCGGCAUGGGCUGGGUAGAUCCGCCGCCAAAAAAGAAGGGACAAGGACCCGUUGUGGAUGAUGCACCAUUUUUGAGGCCAAAAGGCAUGGGGCUAGGAGCAGACAAGGCGCUUAAGCCAAAGGCUCUGUUGGUCCAGCCUGAGAAAAAUGAAGUGCUAGAGAUUAAGAAGCAGGCCUACGUACGCAUCCUGGGUGGCAAGCUAAAGGAUCAGUACGGUCAGGUCGAAGGAUUUGAUGAUCAUGCUGGCCGGGUGAUUGUUAAAAUGGCAAUUGGUGGUGCCAAAGAAGCCUUUAAUGAGUUUCUCUGUCAGCCAGUUUCAAGCAAGGAAUACUCUCAGUAUGGCAAAUGCAUAAACACAGCCAAGUACGAGGAGUUUAAGAAACUGGAAAAUAAACAUGGCCAGAUAAUUGUGAAACGAGAAAAGUCCGCAGAUCGGGACCAAAGGGAAGACAGAGAUGAGGAUCGAGAGCAAAGACAGCGAUUAAGUAGAGACGACGAACGUCGAAGAUACAAAGAGGAGGAACGUAAACCAUACAGGUUAGAUAGAGGGCACAAAGAUGCAGAUGAUCGCCCCGAAAGGAGGCGCGAUAAAGGAGAUUCCCGUGGCAGUAGCAGUAGCACCAGCACAUCAACAUACAGAGCAAGUAGGACAGAAGAACGUACAGAUAGAAGAAGAGAUACUGAAGACAAGAGAUCAAUUCGCGAAGAGGAUCGAGAGACAAAGUCAAAUAAAUGUGAGGACCAUAGACAGCGGAGUUCUGAUGAUGAAGCGGACGAUACAGGUGAAUCCACAGAAAGUGAUUCGGACUCUGCCUAUGAACGGAAAAAACACAAGUCCAGCAACAAAUCAAAAAAAAAGAAAUCGAAAAAGGCAAAAAGUAAAUCAUCCCGUCGCAAAGCUAGCAACGUGCAAAGCAAUUCUGACGAAAGCUCAGACGAAUAUCGCCGCCAUUCGAGCAGCAAACACAAAAAGAAGACCAAGAAGAGUAAACAUGCGCGUUCCCGCACCCGAUCCAGGUCCCGAUCACGGGCAGGACGUGCCAGAUAAUGAAUUUUUAUAUAGAUUCAUAUUUAUUUUAAUUA